UGAUCCAGAAGGUGAAAGGCAUGCUUUCCCAGCAUGCAGUACGAAAAAGCAAAAAAUGGCGGCCGCGACUUCGGUUCGGUGGCUGAGGGUCCGCUGCAGGCUUUCCCUACCGCCGACAAAUCGGCUUGCAGGUACACCUGGACGGGCCGGUAGUUGCAGAUUUUAUUCGGGAAGUGCAGCCCUCCCAAAGGGUGAAGGAGCUGAUGCAGCAGGAAUUGAAGAAGUAGUCAUUCCAAAAAGGAAAACUUGGGACAAAGUGGCUGUUCUUCAGGCACUUGCAUCGACGGUAAACAGGGAUACCACAGCUGCCCCUUAUGCAUUUCACGAUGAUCCUUACCUUAUACCAACAUCCUCUGUGGAAUCACGUUCGUUUUUAUUGGCAAAGAAGUCUGGGGAGAAUGCAGCAAAGUUUAUCAUUAAUUUACAUCCCAAAUAUUUUCAGAAGGACAUAGCUGAACCUCAUAUACCGUGUUUAAUGCCUGAGUGCUUUGAACCUCAAAUUGAAGAUAUAAGUGAAGCCGCCCUGAAGGAACGAAUCAAUCUUAAAAAAGUCAAAGCUUCAGUGGACAUGUUUGAUCAGCUAUUGCAAGCAGGAACCACUGUAUCUCUGGAAACAACUAAUAGUCUCUUGGAUUUAUUGUGUUACUAUGGUGACCAAGAGCCUCCAGCUGAUUAUCAUUUUCAACAAAAUGAAAAAUCAGAAGAGUUGGAAGAGGCCACAGAGGAAAAUACUGAGAAAUCUAAGAAGAAGGCUGGGCAACAGCUUGGAGUUACUUGGAGAGCAAAAAACAAUGCUGAGAGAAUCUUUGCUCUAAUGCCAGAGAAAAACGCACAUUCCUACUGCACAAUGAUCCGAGGAAUGGUGAAGCACCGAGCUCCUGUGCAGGCAUUAAACUUGUACAUUGAAUUAUUAAACAACAGGCUCCAUGCCGACGUACACACCUUCAAUUCAUUGAUUGAAGCAACAGCAAUGACAAAUGAGAAAUUUGACGAAAAAUGGAGUCAUAUUUUGGAGCUUCUGAAACAAAUGACUGCACAGAAGGUGAAACCAAAUCUGCAGACUUUUAAUACCAUUCUGAAAUGUCUGCGAAGAUUUUAUGCAUUUGGGAAAUUGCCAGCCUUGCAGACUUUGCGUGAAAUGAAAGCCAUUGGAAUAGAACCCUCACUUGCAACGUAUCACUAUAUUAUUCAGCUGUUUUAUCAACACGAAAGCCCUCCAAAAAGAUCAUCCCUUGUGAUCUAUGAUAUCAUGAAUGAAUUAAUGGGGAAGAAAUUUACCCCACAGGACCCGGACGAUGAUAUGUUUUUCCAGUCAGCCAUGAGAGUUUGUUCCUCUCUCAAAGAUCUAGAACUUGCUUACCAAGUACAUGGCCUUUUAAACACUGGAGACAACUGGAAAUUCAUUGGCCCCAAUCAUCGGCGUAACUUCUAUUAUUCCAAGUUCUUCAGUUUGCUUUGUCUGAUGGAACAAAUUGAUGUCACCCUGAAAUGGUACAAGGACCUCAUACCUUCAGUCUUCUUUCCUCAUUCCCAAGCAUUGAUAGAUCUUCUCCGAGCACUGGAUGUGGCCAACAGGCUAGAAGUGAUUCCUCAGAUUUGGAAAGAUAGUAAAGAAUAUGGUCACACUUUCCGCAAUGACCUAAAGGAAGAGAUUCUGAUGCUCAUGGCAAGGGAUCGGCAUCCACCAGAGCUUCAGGUGGCGUUCGCUGACUGUGCCGCAGAUAUCAAGUCUACUUACGAAAGUCAGGACGCCAGACAGACGGCUCCUGACUGGCCAGCCAACUCUCUGAACUGUAUCGCUGUCCUCUUCUUACGGGCCGGGAGAACCCAGGAAGCCUGGAAAAUGUUGGGGCUUUUCAGGAAGCAUAAUAAGAUCCCUAGAAAUGAGUUGCUGAAUGAGUUUAUGGACAGUGCAAAAGCAUCCAACAACACUGCCCAGGCCACUGAGCUAGUGAAGCUGGCAGGUGCCUUCAGCUUGCCUGUUUGUGAGAGCCUCACCCAAAGGGUUAUGGCUGAUUUUACAGUCAGCCAGGAACAAAAGGAAGCCCUGGGACACCUGACUGCUUUGGCCUCUGACAGCAGCAGUGACAGCAGCAGUGAUGACGACAGUGACAUCGGCGAAGGCAAAUAAAAGUGGGCCAGUCGGGAGCAGCUGUGGCCUAGCAUAAGAUAAUAUUUAACCAUGAUAUGAAUUAAAUGAGAAUAUAGAUUUGGCGAACUUUGAAAUACAAUUGAUACAACACUAACUUAUUUUAAGGUUAAAUUCCUUAUUUGAUACUUACUAAACCAUCCAUUCCAGGUUGAUGAUUCAUACAGAAGCAGCACCGUUUUCAGUUCUUUGGAUGCUUAUUGUGCGGCGCACAGCUCCUGAUUUCAGCGUGGGCUCUGGGCACCUGCGGUGUCUGCCGCGGGCCUCACCCUGCCGCCGUCAGUGUGGUCCGCCCUCCCUCUAUGAACUUGAGCUUUUGUUUGGCUGAUGCUAUGACGUUGGUGCGCCCUGACCUUACAGAAGGUAUCUUUAAAGGAGGUUUGCUUACAGUUAUGUCACAAUUGACACUGGGUCAAUAGUGUCCCAAUUUCAUGGAUAUUUAUGUGGAAAAAACCAUACAUCUUAGGCAGGACUUUAGGUUGCACAACUGGGAAAAUGAAGGCUGUAAAUAAAUAGUGAAUUAAUGAUGU
Molecule: messenger RNA, 2679 nt
Organism: Pteronotus mesoamericanus
Lineage: Eukaryota; Metazoa; Chordata; Mammalia; Chiroptera; Mormoopidae
Gene: PTCD3
Product: pentatricopeptide repeat domain 3
Exons: 24
Coding region: 56-2131 (691 amino acids)
Biological process (GO): mitochondrial translation
Cellular component (GO): mitochondrion
Molecular function (GO): rRNA binding; ribosomal small subunit binding; protein binding
Source: RefSeq, a predicted model, not a curated record